AGAAUGAGCCCGAUGCCAACAACUUUUUUGGGCAGUGCCCUCCGGGGCACUUUCUUCUUCGCCUUUGGCCUGUGGUGGUCGGUGAGGUACCCCCUGAAGUACCUCAGGAGGAAAGGGGGUGCUGAGGGCCAGCCGGGCCGUGGGCACACGGAGGUCUUCGAAGGCGCGGUCAAAGCUUUCUUUGCUCUAGUAGGGAUACUGGUGGAGCAGUUUGUCCCCACUGGUCCCCACCUGCAGCUGUACAGCCCCAAGACGCACAGCUGGACUGACCUCACCCACUGGCACUACUCCACCAUCUACCUCUUCUUCCUCCUCUCCGGCAUCACAGACAUGGUCUCUCACUCCCCACUCAAGCUACCCCCUGGCUUGGACCGGCUCUCGCUGUCCCUGGCUCUACUUGUGGAAGGUUUGCUCUUCUGUUUCCGUGACUACAGUGAUGCUGUGCUGGACCAGCACCUCCACUCCCUGCUGGCCAUGGCUAUCUUUGCUGGAGCCCUCUGUGCUCUCCUAGAGGUGUUCCACCGAGACCAUAUCAUCCUGGAGACAUUCAGGACCAGCUCCUUCCUUCUCCAGGGCUCUUGGCUUUGGCAGAUUGGGUUUGUGUUGUCCCCUCCGUGGGGAGGACCAGGCUGGGACCAGAGAGACUCCAGCAACCUCUUGUUCCUCACCAUGUGUUUCUGCUGGCACUACUUGGGUGCUCUCGCCAUUGUGGCCGCCAACGCUGCUGCAUCCCGCUGCUGCAAUGAGUCCUGCCAGCUGAAAUUUGGGGACAUUGACGUGGAGUUGGACUGUGGCUUGUGCCUCCACAGAGGGAAGAAGAGCUCCGGUGGUGCCUUGCUGCCAGAGAGCAGCUUGGAUGACAAAUGA
Molecule: messenger RNA, 867 nt
Organism: Agelaius phoeniceus (red-winged blackbird)
Lineage: Eukaryota; Metazoa; Chordata; Aves; Passeriformes; Icteridae
Product: transmembrane protein 45B-like
Source: RefSeq, a predicted model, not a curated record